Molecule: messenger RNA, 771 nt
Organism: Gilbertella persicaria
Lineage: Eukaryota; Fungi; Mucoromycota; Mucoromycetes; Mucorales; Choanephoraceae
Exons: 1
Source: RefSeq, a predicted model, not a curated record
CAAUGCAAACUACAGACGAUUUUACAACAAAGAUUAUAUGGGGCUUUAUGCUUGAAAAUACACUGUUUACUGAAUUUGAAGAACAUAAUCAUGCUAUCAUUGAAUCUGCUUAUCGACAACGUAAACGAAAGCAAGCGAGUCAUUACAUUCAUAUUGUGGACGCUAAUCUCCCCAAGCCAAGUAAGGCCAAAGUCUAUUUCGGAGUGGUUCAGAAUCAUCUUCGAAUGCCGGGAACUCGAUAUUAUGUGACAAGACGAGUGAUCAAGACAAUUGCAAAGCCAAUGUAUAUUCCUUCGCCUGUGUCUACCAGUUCAACCAGUACCACAUCUUCCAACCAUUACCCUUCACUUGACCCUCAUGUCAUGGCUUUAUUCUCGGAUGACCUUCAGUUGUCUACGCCUAAUUCGACCAUGGACAACUAUUUUGGUCCUCCUUUGGAUACAAAAUUAGAUCCUUCUCUUUUAGAUUUUAAUAUGGACAACAUUUCUUCAUGGAAUCAACAAGACAUGAUCUCAUGGUCACUUACUAUGGAUUCUUUUUACCCCAACACCACCCUGGAUGAUCCAAAUACAAGAGUUAACAUGACGACACAUCCAUACUCUUUUUAAAUGCAUAUAAACAAUGAUAAGUGUACAUGGAUCCUUCUUUGUUUUAUUUUAUUGUUUUGCUUGAAUGCAAUAUUCUUUUUUUUUUUCGGGUUAAAAUGUCAUUAUAUAAGAAACAAAUGUGAUGUUAACAUCGUAUAAUAAAAGUGGCGAUUUCCCCUCCUUU